This is a messenger RNA of Chelmon rostratus (copperband butterflyfish), 1216 nucleotides long. RefSeq names its product fission, mitochondrial 1 (gene fis1). NCBI's taxonomy places the organism in Eukaryota, Metazoa, Chordata, Actinopteri, Chaetodontiformes, Chaetodontidae. Gene Ontology annotation, molecular function: protein binding. Gene Ontology annotation, biological process: autophagy of mitochondrion; peroxisome fission; mitochondrial fragmentation involved in apoptotic process. The coding region runs from base 10 to 474 and encodes 154 amino acids. The record is from RefSeq and is a predicted model, not a curated record. The transcript has 5 exons. Gene Ontology annotation, cellular component: mitochondrial outer membrane; peroxisomal membrane.
UCCGGAAACAUGGAGGCUGUUGUGAGUGAUGUGGUAGCUCCUGAAGACCUUUUAAAAUUUGAGAAGAAAUACAACAAUGAGCUGGUGAAGGGAGCCGUCUCCAAAGACACAAAGUUUGAAUAUGCUUGGUGUCUGAUCAGGAGUAAAUACUCAGACGACAUCAAGAAGGGAAUCGUACUUUUGGAAGAGCUUGUUCAGAAAGCAUCGAAGGACGACUCCCGGGACUUCCUGUUUUACCUUGCAGUGGCCAACUACAGACUCAAAGAAUAUGAGAAAGCCCUGAAGUACAUCCGAACUCUUCUAAGGAACGAGCCGGGGAACAAGCAGGCUCAGGAGCUGGAGAAUCUCAUCAACAAGGCUUUGAAGAAAGACGGCUUGGUUGGCAUGGCGAUCGUGGGGGGAAUCGGCCUUGGCGUGGCCGGUUUGGCGGGCCUCAUCGGCCUGGCUGUGUCAAAGGGAGCUGCUAAAUCCUAACUUGGACAUGGGACACAGUGUUUUCAUUUUGCUGGACUGACACACUGACCCUUCCCCUGCCUAAAGAAUUUAAAUUUGUGGAGAAAGUUUGAUGGAUGGAACAUUUUGGUUAUAAUAUGUACUGCAACACAUUAAAGGUAUGAAUAACGGCAAUUGAUAAACUGUGUUCACAUUUUAACAGGGUUGAGAUUCACCAUACCUAAGACAUUACUUAGCUGUUUAAUCACACACUCAUAGCAUGGCACUUUCUUAUCAUUUCUGUAAAUAAAUUAAAAUAGUCAAGGUGCAGCUCAAUUUUAUGUAAUAUCUUAGUUAGUAUGCACCUCAGCCUAAACUUCCUUAGGUGACAUUUAUAUUUUGUAAAAAUAUACCUUUAUAAAAGUGCAGCGGUGGCUCUGUAACUGUCUAAUUAUUUUUGACAUGAAGAAGUGCAUUGUUUCGGAAAGUGUUUUUUCGUGCCGUAGGAAGUGUAGCUUGUGUGUGGUUUGUUUGCUGGAGAGGUGGCACUGACUCUGGCGUAUAGCUGGUAGAAGAAGACUGUAAGUCCAGCUGCUGCUGUGGAGGUGUUGAUGAGAUGUUUGCAUUCAUUUUGGACAUGAGGCUUCUUGUCAUUUGUUCUAAUACAACUUUAAAAAUGGGAAUGAAUACCUUUGCCAUUUAAAAUACAUUUCCUAACAUGUACAUGUGCUACAUUUAAUCGGUUGUGUUUUCCAUCUUGUAAAAUAAAAUGAUUUUGAACUGA